This is a messenger RNA of Cyprinodon tularosa, 2283 nucleotides long. Its product is annotated as membrane cofactor protein-like. The transcript has 11 exons. Lineage: Eukaryota; Metazoa; Chordata; Actinopteri; Cyprinodontiformes; Cyprinodontidae. Gene Ontology annotation, biological process: negative regulation of complement activation, classical pathway. The coding region runs from base 121 to 1230 and encodes 369 amino acids. The record is from RefSeq and is a predicted model, not a curated record.
GACUUCCCGAUGACGCCCUCAGAGCAGAACAAGAGGAAGUCUCCGCCAGCAUAAUCAUUCUGCGUCUUCUUCCAGUCUGAUAGUGCUUAUUGUCACUGGAUUACAGUACCAGAUCCUGCCAUGGGUGUUCCUGCUCUUUUUCUAUUAAGUAGCCUUUGCUUUGUCUACAUUGUUCAAGCCCAACAAUGUUCCGCACCCAUUGGAGGACCAAACAUGAACUUAAAAGAUGACUACAUCACCCAGGAUACAUUUGAGGAUGGGGCUGUGGUUUAUUUUAAAUGUAAUGUUGGCUAUGAAUCUGCUGGAGGAUCUGGAAAGGUCACAUGCACUGCCGGCUCAUGGAGUCCUGUGCUGCUGAAAUGCGAGAAGAAGAGCUGUGGCGCUCCUCCAGAAGUGGAGUUUGGUCAGUAUGGGGACACCACGGCUGAGUUUGGUGAUACAGUUAAAUACGAGUGUAGAAAGGGUUACAACUUAGUUGGGAAUCCAGUUUUAAGGUGUGAAGACCAGGGAUGGGCAGGCAGACCACCAACUUGUGAAGUGAUUCGAUGUGUUACACCAGAUGGAGUUGUAAAUGGUACAUUUACACCACUGGAAGAAAACUAUGAAUACAACAGUGUUGUGAAGUAUGACUGCAACAAAGAUUUUGUGCGCAAUGGAUCAAGUGAGUUAGUCUGCUCUGAAGAUGGGAAAUUCCAUCCUGACCCUCCAACCUGUGUCUGGGUUGAAUGUGAGGAUCCUGUAAUUACACAUGCUGUCUACGUACGAGGUUCUCGUCCUCCACACAGAUACAAGGCCAGCGUGACAUACAGCUGUGAAAAUGGAUACAAUUUACAUGGAUCGUCUACCAUAACCUGCACCAUAGACAGUCAGUGGUCUCCAGCGUUACCAAGCUGCAUAAAAACUGAAGUGUCGACUGCACCUCCUUCCAACACCACAACAGCUGCUCCUUCUACUACUACUACCAGUAGUACUACUACUACUACUACUCCUACUCCUACUCCUACUACUACUACUACUACUACUACUACUACUGGCACCACUACUGCUACUACUGCCACCAAAACAUCCCCUGCAGGGAAUGGACAUUGUCUUUCACCAAGGAUUACUGCUCUGAUAGCUAUCUUAACUGUCCUCAUCUUCAUCACCAUUGUCCUAUUCUUCAUCUACAGAAGGCAACGUAAGCGCCACUGUCCUGCUUCAAAACUCCAGUUGGUAAACGUGUCAUCUUGAGGAGAGGAUCAUCUCUGGACUAGUCUGUGAAUCCACAUGCUUCAAGAGAGAAGUGUGGAAAUCAGCUUCUGCCGGGCAGCCAUUCUGUGAUUCAGACACUUGACAUUUAUUCUCUCUCAAUGCUUCAAACAACCUGUCUGAUUAGCCAUAGUAAUUUACAGUGUUUACAUAGAUUCAUAUCCCUUUUUUUUUUACUUUAUAUCUCUUCCUAAAUUGCAGCUUAUCUUAAAAUAGUGGGAGAAACAAAAACAUUGUCUUGUGAAAAUAGUGCAUCUUUUAGUGCUUAAUUAACAAACAUCAUGUCUGCCUAGAAGGUUUUGACCUGUUGAAUUUGACAAAUAAAGCCCUAGUGGAUUAAACCCCUUAAUCUUAGUGUUCCAUAUUUAUGAACUAGACAAUAGCUUCUCUUGAAAAGUUCUGAAAUUAUUUCCUAACAAAGCGCAUAUCAUUCAAUAUAUGCAUCAAUGCAAAAACAAAACAAAAAAAACCAAAUCUUUAUUCGUAGUAUGUUAAAUAGUUUUGUAUGUUUAACUUUUAUUUAUCAACUUUGUUAAUCCCAAAGAAGAAAAAAAAUGCUGUUUAUACUUUAUAUGUUUUUUUUUCAAUGAGUUUUUGUAGAUGCUGAUUGCUGUGGGAAGGAAGGAUCUUCUAUAGCGUUCUGAUUUACAGCAGCCUCUGACUGAACACACUCUGUUGUAUGAAAGGCCAAUAAAGGCUAUUCUCGGGGUUGACCAUGAUAGUUUUCACUUUACCACAUAGUACGAGGAAUAGCAUCUUCUUUUUAUAAUUAAGCCUUCAGUAUUGAAUGGGAUCAAAUUGAAAUAGAUUUAUUAAAGCUUAUUUCAAAGAUGUUUGCACUUCAUGAUUAUUAAAAUGAUCAUGUUAAUAUUUAUAUUUUUAUGGAGACAAUUGUAAAACUGUAGAAUUUCUUACUUCUAUUGAAAUGAUAUUACACAACAUCCUAUGCAAGUAUUUUAUGCAUCUUGAUGGAUUGAUAGAUGUUGGAUGAUGGAUAGCUGUUUUCCUUUAAUAAAUGAAAUCCUAUAUAAGCAG